AUGACGAUCAAGGGUGGAGGGUCCCCGGGGGACCGAGCAGUGCGUGAACACGGGCGGAGAAAGGGACCGGGCAGACGGCACCCGGGAGAGGGGAAGGGGUCAGUGCAUCAGCAGGGGGCGCCACGGCUGGACCGGGUCCGGGAUCCCAGGCCCCGAAUACACCGGGACGGGAACCACCGGGGCGGGGGAGCGAGGAAUCAGGACGCAAAGCCCGAGGCGGCGGGGACGGCGGCGCUGUGCCGGGAGGAGGCGGGGUGGUGCAGAGCCAGAGCCGGAGCCGCGCCGCGCCGCACCAUGGCGCCCACCCUGGCCACUGCCCGUCGGCGCCGCUGGUGGAUGGCCUGCACGGCCGUGCUGGAGAACCUCCUCUUCUCGGCAGUCCUCCUGGGCUGGGGCUCGCUGCUCAUCAUGCUCAAGUCGGAGGGCUUUUACUCCUACCUGUGUACCCAGCCAGAGAAUGUCACCAAUGGCACAGUGGGCGGCACAGCAGAGCCGGGGCACGAGGAGGCGAGCUGGAUGAACGGCUGGCUCAGCUGCCAGGCGCAGGAUGAGAUGCUAAAUUUGGCCUUCACUGUGGGCUCCUUUCUGCUCAGUGCCAUCACCCUGCCCCUGGGUAUCGUCAUGGACAAGUAUGGCCCGAGGAAGCUCAGGCUGCUGGGCAGCGCCUGCUUCGCGGUUUCCUGCUUGCUGAUUGCGUAUGGAGCAAGUAAACCAAACGCUCUCUCUGUGCUCAUCUUCAUCGCCCUGGCUCUGAAUGGCUUUGGUGGGAUGUGUAUGACCUUCACCUCAUUAACAGAAACUGGGCAUCUCUGUGGCCCUGAGUAUCCCAGGAGGCUGAUCGUACAGAGACCUCUGGUGCCUGACCCCAGUUCGCAUCCACAACCCUGGAAUAGCCCAUCACAGGCCCUUCACCCUUGGCAGGUGGACACCGUUCAACCUGCUGGGGCAGGUAUGUGCCCGUUUCAUGGCAUAAGGGGAAAACGGGAUUCUCUGUCCAGGUCCCACUCUUCUCGAGUCCUUGGGAAGAUGCUCACCCCUGCUUGCGGCUUCAGACUGCAGAGACCCAUGGAGGUGUGGGCCAUGGGGUUUGGCCCCUUUUUACCAGAGUGCAAUGGUGGAAUGAAGGUUACACAACCAACCAGCAUCUGGGAGCCCGGUGGGAGCGGUUCAGGUGUUCUCCGAAGCUGUCGGGUACAGUGUAACCUUUAGCCAAUUUUGU
Molecule: messenger RNA, 1219 nt
Organism: Symphalangus syndactylus (siamang)
Lineage: Eukaryota; Metazoa; Chordata; Mammalia; Primates; Hylobatidae
Biological process (GO): transmembrane transport; neutral amino acid transport
Molecular function (GO): neutral L-amino acid transmembrane transporter activity; L-amino acid transmembrane transporter activity
Source: RefSeq, a predicted model, not a curated record